Messenger RNA from Polistes dominula (European paper wasp), 4340 nucleotides. Its product is annotated as serine/threonine-protein kinase ICK. Gene Ontology annotation, molecular function: protein kinase activity; ATP binding. Lineage: Eukaryota; Metazoa; Arthropoda; Insecta; Hymenoptera; Vespidae. Gene Ontology annotation, biological process: protein phosphorylation. The record is from RefSeq and is a predicted model, not a curated record.
GUUUAAUAUAGGUAGUAUAUGGGCGCGUGAUCACCUUUAUAUUACCUCUUAUAAAAACAAUGCAAAAGUUGAAUCGACCUUAUUCGCUUAUUAAAAUCGAUAUAAGAUGUGUUACUUCGUGAAUCAUCAUCAGGACUAAAGAAAAAUUAAAUUCGAGCGUAGUACCAUACCACCAACCAACCAACCAACCAACCACCAUAUCAAGUAACAAAAAGUUAUUUCUUUUCAUUCAAAUUUGGAGAAUAAGUAUAACUCACGAAGGUCUAGUUCGAAUGAAAAUAGCGAGGAAAGCUUUGACGUGUCAUUCGUAGUAAAACUAUCGCACACAAGUAUGUAAUGUGAGAGAUGUGACACGUGUAUAGCCGUGCGGUUAGCGUGAUAGUUCAAACUCCUGAUUGUACGAAUGCGGAGAAAAAUGAAUCGGUAUAUAACAUUGAACCAACUUGGUGACGGUACCUUUGGUUCCGUUGUUCUCGGUGAACGCAUUGACACUGGUGAAAAGGUCGCCAUCAAGAGAAUGAAAAGGAAAUACUAUUCUUGGGAAGAAGCUAUGAAUCUUCGCGAGGUCAAGUCCUUGAAGAAACUUAGCCACGCGAACGUUGUAAAGUUGAAGGAAGUUAUUCGAGAAAAUGACGUCCUAUACUUUGUCUUCGAGUAUAUGAAAGAGAACCUCUAUCAAUUAAUGAAGGAUAGAGACAAACUUUUCCCAGAACCGGUAAUUAGAAACAUGGUGUAUCAAGUAUUACAAGGACUCGCUUUUAUGCACAAACACGGUUUUUUCCAUCGUGACAUGAAACCGGAAAAUUUAUUAUGCAUGGGACCGGAAUUAGUCAAGAUAGCUGACUUUGGAUUAGCCCGGGAAAUACGGUCGAGGCCACCCUAUACCGACUAUGUGUCGACUAGAUGGUAUAGAGCACCAGAAGUAUUACUGCAUUCCACAAAUUACAACAGUCCGAUAGACAUUUGGGCCGUUGGAUGUAUCAUGGCUGAGCUUUACACAUUUAGACCAUUAUUUCCUGGUAAAAGUGAGAUAGACGAGAUCUUUAAAAUAUGUUCGGUUAUUGGUACACCAGACAAAGACGAUUGGCCAGAAGGUUUUCAAUUAGCAGCAGCAAUGAAUUUCAAAUUCCCAAAUUUUACGAAAACUUCAUUAACUAUAUUGAUACCUAAUGCUAGUCAAGAGGCUGUGAUACUGAUGGAAGACAUGUUACAAUGGAAUCCUAUAAAAAGACCAACGGCACAACAGUCAUUGAGAUAUCCAUAUUUCCAAGUUGGUGUACCGCGUGUGGUUAGCAGUAAGAAAAUCGGAGUUGCGUCACAGAGAGAAUUGAUAAUGAACAAAGUCAAUCUUCCAGCGCCGAUUCCUAAACAAUACAAUUAUCCGCAGCAGCAGCAGCACCAGCAGCAGCACCAGCAGCACCAGCAUGAAGUUAUCAAUAAUAACGUAGUACAAUCUAGAAUGCAAGAGAAGAAUAUACAAUUACCGCAGCAACAACCGGUAUUACCAUUGUUGAAUCAUAAUAACCGUAAACGUGAUAACCAUUCGUCUAAAUGGGACGAAGAUGAUUUCGCUGAUCUUUUAGGAAGCAAGAUAGUUCCAGAGAGCAUGGAAACUAAGCUACUACCUGAUCGAGUUUACAAAGAAAAUCGUGCCAAUUGGAAUGCCAACUAUGCCGAACCGGACAAUUUCAAGCAGACCAAUGCCAAUUGGUCGUUGCCCGUUUGGAACGAGACGGUGCAAUUAAAGAAUUGGAAUCAGCAACAACAACAACAACAAUUGCAAUCGGCCACGAAAAACGCUAGGAAGGUCUCAGCUAAACAACAUUAUCUCAGUGUGGCUCGGUACGUCGCUGGCCAAACCACCAAUUUGUCGUCCAGAAACGGAGAUACCGAUUCGCAUGAAUCAAGGGUGACGAUGAACGGCACGACAAUGAUCGGUCCACCAAGUUCAGAAAAAUACGAAGAAUUCAAUGACUCUUUUUGGGGACCCAGAGAGAACGUUGACAAUCAAACGAGACAACAUUAUCUUCCAAGAAAUCGUUUUACCAGUGUUUAUGGUACGCAAAAUAUCAAACCUCAAAAUAAAUCGGCCUUACAAUCAAAUCUUUUUGGAAGUGUCCUAAAUGUUCGAGGAAGUGGUGGUCUCCACGGUAGAACUGAUUGGGCUGCUAAAUAUCUCAAAUGACCACCACGUUACAAUUCAUCCUGAAAUGGAAGUUUUCAUUUUUACUGAUACUUACCUUAAUCUGUGAUAGAAUGAUUUUAAUCGUUCCAAUAACGGUAGCAUCUUGCAGGAUCGAUCGUUCAUUAUAGAAACUACAUUUCUAUUCCGUAACAUUCAAUAUCCAUCAAUUGCAGCUUUCAUUUGUUCUUUUUUCUAAUUAAAACAAUUUCUUUUUUUUUUUUUUUUCAAACCCAUGUAAAAAGAAAACGUGCGCGAUCGUGUUUAUCGUUACAUAAAUAUCAAUGAAAGCUAGGAAACUCAACGAUCAUAAAAUAUCAUAUUUCAAUGUCCAUAAUAUAGACGAAUUUCAGAGCCAAAAAAUGCUAUAAUAGAAUAUAUUAACGUAGUAUUCGAAUAAUUAAUAUUAUAAUAUAAUCAUUAUUUAAGAUGUAUAUAUAUAUAUAUAUGCAUAUUGAUUAUUUGUACAUAGUAAUAUUAUCGCGACAUUGAGUAAAAUCUCUUUUAAUUUUGAUUAAUUCUUAAACGAUUAUGUCAACCCUUUUCUGAUCGAUUGAUUUAUUUAUUUGAUUGAUCUAAUAGCAGAGUAAUAUACUCAGUGUCGUAUUUGAUACAAUAAAAUAUAUGGAAGUAAAGAAAUGAUAAUAAAAGUAAUGGUAUAAUAUAAAAAAAAAGAAUAAGAAUUAUUUCUAUUAGUCAUUAAGUGUAGUUUUAAAAGGGGAAACAUAAUGUGAUUUGUUAUCAUAUUAUUUAUCACUCGCAUAAAUUCUUCUCUCUAAAUUAUUCUUAUUUUUAUUCUUCUGUUUCUUCUUCUUCUUCUUCUUCUUAUUAUUAUUAUUAUAGUCUCUUUAUUGAAUCCUUUUCAUAUUCGUACUUAUUAUUUAAUUAGUACAAUUCGUAUCAAGAGAUGAGGGGGUUUUCUUUGUGUAAAGAACAAUAUACAUUUUUUUCUAUAGUCUUUACACAAGAGAGAGUACACAAUUCUUCAAUCCUAACAUUAGUCCACUUUUAGUGAUCAUAAUAAUUCAUUAUUUGUAUUAAUUCAUUACGAAUUUAAUUCGUUUCGCAAAAAAGCAAUUUUUCCUUUUUCUGUUUGUUACUGUUGUACUUCCUUAUGUUACGCGUAGUAUAUGUACAAUAAAACGAGCACGAUAUAUGUUUGAUAUUAAACUUAAAUACGAUAUUUAUCAUUUUUAUCAUGUAUGAAUUGUAUUCACGUAUAGUGCGUCACGUAUAGUGCACGUAUAGUGCACGUAUAGUGCACGUAGAGUCAGAGAAAGAAUUUAUAUUUUUAUUUAUUUUUUUGUUUUUAAAGGAAAAUAUUAUUUAAUAAAAAUUCUUUUCAUUUUCUUUUGUUUUCUUUUUUUUUUUUGUUGCAUGUAUGUAGCAAAAUAAGAUACAUACAAAGAUACGUUUAACAAAAAUAUAUAUAUAUAUAUAUAUAUAUAUGUUCCUUCUCUACUCUUCUCAAAUGCAAUUAUUAUUUAUAAUUAGUUUCGCAUUAUGUUUCAGUUUACACACACUUGGAAGUCAUUUCUAAUUACUAUAUAAACAAAUCUACGGCUACUACUUUUUUCUCGACGAUAUUACUGGAAUCAUGUAUUAUUGAAAAUUGUUUUGAAAUGAAAAAUUGUUCCUUUGAAAUGUUUAUUACUACCGACGAAAGACUGACUAUCCCAAUUUUGUUUACUCCCUUUUUUUUGUUUGUUUGUUUGUUAAUUUUCAUUUUUCUUUAUUUUUGAAUGAAGAAACUUCUCAUUCCUUUUUAUUUCUAUGCAUAGUACGCAAAGAUAUAGAUAUUUACGUAUGUGAUUAAUGUUGUUUUUAAUAGACGAUAUGUUUUUUGUUGCGAAUAUGAUUUGUGUGUACAUUUAACCAUUGAUAAAAUAUGUUUAAUAUGAUUGACAGUGCUUAACAUUAGAUUGGAUUAGUCAAAUUUCAUAGUAAUAGGGUCUUCUUACAAUUUUUUGUAGAAAUGUUCUAUUCAAUUUGAUAGAUUAAAGCAGUUUAAGUUUCCAAACUUAACAAAUAAUAAUUAUCAACUAAAAAGACAAAUGAAACACUUUGGGAACCAUUGUAUUAAACAAUACAAUACAAUACAAUACAAUACAAUAGAAUAGAAUAGAAGAAGAGAGAGAGAGAGAGAGAGAGAGAGAGA